AUGGCCUCCGGUAGCAGUGGGCUCGCAGCCGCCCGCCUCCUGUCGCGUUCCUUCCUCUUGCAACAGAAUGGAAUUCGGCAUUGUGCCUAUCUAGCUUCCCGGAAACAUCUCUACGUUGAUAAAAAUACAAAGGUUAUUUGUCAGGGUUUCACUGGUAAGCAGGGCACCUUUCACAGCCAGCAGGCAUUGGAGUAUGGCACCAAACUCGUGGGAGGAACCACUCCAGGGAAAGGAGGCAAGAUGCACCUGGGCUUACCGGUCUUUAAUACUGUAAAGGAGGCCAAAGCACAGACAGGAGCCACAGCUUCUGUCAUAUAUGUCCCUCCUCCGUUCGCCGCUGCUGCCAUUGACGAGGCUAUUGAGGCGGAAAUGCCCUUGGUCGUGUGCAUCACUGAAGGUAUCCCACAGCAGGACAUGGUACGGGUCAAACACAAAAUACUGCGCCAGGGAAAGACAAGGCUGAUCGGGCCAAACUGCCCCGGAGUCAUCAAUCCUGGAGAAUGUAAAAUUGGUAUCAUGCCUGGCCAUAUUCACAAGAAAGGAAGAAUUGGUAUUGUGUCCAGAUCUGGCACCCUGACUUAUGAAGCAGUUCACCAAACAACACAAGUUGGACUGGGGCAGUCUUUGUGCAUUGGCAUUGGAGGUGAUCCUUUUAAUGGAACAGAUUUUAUUGACUGCCUGGAAGUCUUUCUGAAUGACCCAGCCACAGAAGGCAUCAUCCUGAUUGGUGAAAUUGGUGGUAAUGCAGAAGAAAACGCUGCGGAAUUUUUGAAGCAACAUAACUCAGGCCCCAAAGCCAAGCCUGUGGUGUCCUUCAUUGCUGGCUUAACGGCUCCUCCCGGCAGGAGAAUGGGUCAUGCCGGCGCCAUUAUUGCUGGAGGAAAAGGUGGCGCGAAGGAGAAGAUCUCUGCCCUUCAGAGUGCGGGGGUCGUGGUCAGCAUGUCGCCUGCGCAGCUGGGAAACACCAUCUACAAGGAGUUUGAAAAGCGGAAGAUGCUGUGA
Messenger RNA from Pipistrellus nathusii (Nathusius's pipistrelle), 1002 nucleotides. The record is from the annotation of a GenBank genome assembly. Lineage: Eukaryota; Metazoa; Chordata; Mammalia; Chiroptera; Vespertilionidae.